Molecule: messenger RNA, 5506 nt
Organism: Dicentrarchus labrax (European seabass)
Lineage: Eukaryota; Metazoa; Chordata; Actinopteri; Moronidae
Gene: matr3l1.2
Product: matrin 3-like 1.2
Exons: 21
Coding region: 1051-4467 (1138 amino acids)
Cellular component (GO): nucleus
Molecular function (GO): RNA binding; zinc ion binding
Source: RefSeq, a predicted model, not a curated record
AGAGAGUGUUACAGAGUGUGCACUCUUUAACACAUUUAAUACAUUUAAUACAUGUCUCCGCUUCACAGGGUGUCAUUAGUUUAAGUUGGACUUUAUAAUAAAGAACAUCUGCAGAAUUCAUCUAAAUAUUAUCAAAAUAUGGACAUGUGCAGUAUGCUAAUAGCAAGAGCUAGUAUAAUAAUGAAGUAAUAUAAUAUAAUAUAAUAUAACAACCAGAUGUAAGAAAACGUGUUGGUUUGUUCUGCUCAUCUUCACAUUAAUCACAAAGCAUAUUGAAAUAUCUACUCUAACGUUAUAUAUAUAUAUAUAUAUAUAUAUAUAUAAAUAUAUAACCUGCAGACGCAAUGUUUUAAUAUUUAUUGUCCAGUGACACUGAUAUCAUUGUUCAUCCCUAAAAAUAUUAUACAAACAUCAUCUAUAGAAAACUGUGAAAUAAGUAAAACAUGUGUAAUACAGGGUGGUAAUAGUAGUAGUAGUAAUAAUAAUAAUGAUGAUGAUGAUGAUGAUAAUGUAAGAAACGUGCACAUAAGUGAAGUUUUUCCGGUCGUUGACUGUUUGUAUCCGGUCCACCGAUGUAUUCUGGUCCAGUUGUCCCUCUUUCAUUCUAAUUGGACUCUUCUGAUUCUUUGUGUUUUAUAUGGAACAUAAAGGUUUUAUUAAUCACACUGUCUGUGAUAUCUGACCUUCUCAGUGAGGAUGUUUCCAUCACACUCUGUCCAUUCUCUCCCUGCUGGUCUGGGCUGAUAUUUGAGUCUUUAUAAGCCUGUUCUGUCUCCUUUGCCAGUCUUCUUUAACUGCCUCUCAUGUCCCAGUAGUCCCAGCUUCCACCUGCUCAGGUGUCUCUUCCGUCCGCUGGCUGCUGUUGUCUCAGAGGCAGCGUCUGAAGAGUGUCUCUACCUCAUUGUGUCUCAGCAGAAUCAGAGCGAGAAGAGGAGUUCCCCGUCACUUUGUCCAGGUUUACUCUUUGCACGAGACAUUCCCGUCCCCGUCCUUUAAGCGUUGACGCCGCCCGCCGCCCGCUUCCUUCUUUAUCUUUAUCUUUGUGACGUCAUGUCUCAGAAGUCGCAGUCGGACGGAGGUCAGAAACACUUCGCUGUGGGUCGGGGGCUCCUGGCUGCCGCAGAGACCUUGAACUACAGCAUGAACGAGCAGCGGUCCGGCCGGCAGAUGGGGGGCGUGGCCUCAGGCGUCGGGGUGGGCGGCGGCGGCAUGGAGGGCCAAGAUGGCGGCUCCCAGAUGUCCCGGCGUGGCGGCGGUGGCCAUCUUGGCAACACCAUGAAGCUGUUUGCCAGUUUGGGGCUGUCGCCGUCCGACCUGGACGCUCUGGCCGAAAUCCCCGAAGAGGACAUCAGCGUGGAGACGCUGCCGCACAUCCUCAUGCAGCUCAAGAGCCGCAAGGGAGACGGGGGAGAGCGGAGGGGGGCGUCCUCCAUGUCCUCUGACGCUGCGUAUCGAGGAGGAAGGGACAGCUGGGACGACAUGGACAGGAUGGGCGGUCCGUCUCUGGGUCAGGGUUCGGCCCGGGCCCAGUCCUCUGCAGACUUUGGGUACGGUUCCCUGCAGGACGUGGCUCCCAGCCGCAGCUACGGCUUACAUUACGGUGGCGGCGGCAGCAGAGAGAGGCCGUACUCUGAGCUUUCCCGCCGGGACUCCUACAGCGGGCUCGGCAUGGGGCCGCCAACGUCCGAGCCCGUCUUUAUGCAGAGGAGGAUGGGCGCCCCGUCCAAUGGAAAAGUCCAAGACUUCUUGGGAGUCAUGCCCCCCAUGUUCCCCCACGUUUGCUCUCUUUGUGACUUUGACGUUCACUCCACCAUGGAGUGGAACCAGCACACUAACGGACUGCGACAUGCUGAGAACAGACGGCUGCUGCUCGACAUGUAUCCGGAGUGGGACCCUGGCAUGUCCUCAGGCAGAGGUGAGGGUCUUCUGGACACCCCCAACCUGUCUGCAGGGCUGCUUGGACCUGCCCCCAUGUCUUCAGUCCAGACAGCCGGAGGGAUGUCCUCCAGCUGGGGAGGAGGAGGAGGAGGAGGAGGUCCUGGUCUGUCAGCGAAGAACCAGUUGGGACAAAAUAAGCUGAGGAGCAGAGUGGUGGUGGUGAAGUACGACAGGAAGCCUCUCAGCAACAAGACUCUGUUCGCCUUCACCGAGCCGUUCGGCUGCCUGAGGGAGCACCUGGUCCUCAAGAACAAGGCCUUUCUGGAGAUGAACAGUCACGAGGAGGCUCUGGACAUGGUCAACUACUACGAGCAGCACCCAGCAGCUCUGUACGGGAAACCCCUCACCUUCUACCUGUCCAAGAGACUGCUGGUCAUCGAGAAAGAUGACCGGGCUUCAAACAGGCCGAUGGACAGAUCGAUGGAGAGGCCGAUGGACAGGCCGAUGGACCGGCCUGUCCGGGAGGUCAAAGGUCAUGGCAGUCAGGUGGUUUUCUUCUCCAACCUGCCCAGAGAGGAGGAGAAGAAGAAGGAGCUGCUCACCAUCGCCGGGCGCUUCGGCAUCGUGGAGAAACACCUGUUCCUGACCGACCAGGCGUUUGUCCAGCUGGGGACGCCGGAGGACGCAGAGAUGCUGGUCAAGUAUUACAGCGUGAACCCGCUCACAAUCAAAGGGAGACCCAUUCGCCUCAACAUCUGCACCAAGUACAAGACCCUUAAUGUGAACCGGAGACAGGGCGUGUCCGGUGGCGGGUCCGGUGGAGGUUCUGGUGGAGACAAUCGAAGCCAGAGGAGCGGUGGAGCAAACGCCACCUCCUCCUCCUCCUCUACCUCUGGGACCAGGACUUCCUCCAGCUCGCUCAGGAACUCCUCGUCCAAAUCCUCGUCCAGCUCCAGGACCAGGGAGGAGAAGAAGAAGGAGGAGGAGAGCAAACUGAAGCCUGAGGAGAAACCUGCAGCGGAGGAGGAGGAGGUGUCGGGAGUGAUGGAGGGGGAGGACAGAGAGGAGGAGGUGGGGGAGGAGCAGGUAACUGAUGGAGACGCAGCGGAGGAGGAGCCAGAGAGAGCAGAGUCUGCAAAGGAAACAGUGGAGGAGUCGGAGGAGGUCCAACAGGAGGAGGCUCCUGAUGGUGAUGACGUCACUGAUGACACUCCUCGAGACUUCAACACCAAGCAGGGGGCGGAGUCAGAGCGAGCGACGCAACCGACAGAGACCGAAGAACACGAGGCCAAAGAGGACACGAACGCAGAAGCAGGAGAUAGUUCAGAGACGGUGGAGGGAGACCUGCCUGCUGACGUGUUUGAUCGGGACUUCCUGGAGAACAUGGAGGACUUUGUGACGCUGGACGAACUGGCAGAGGACGAGGACGAAGCAGACGGGGAGUCGGACUCUUUGGACAACACGAGGAGAGGGGGUAUGAGGGUGGUCAACAUCGUCGGGUUUAGACGAGGUUACAACUUCCUCACUGAGCUGCUCGGACUCGCCAAACCUUUUGGGAAAGUGGUCAAACACCUGGUCCUGGACCUGAGACCUGAGGCGUACCUUCAGUUCGGGACAGAGGAAGAAGCUCGAGCGAUGGCCAAGUUUUACAACAGCAAUGUGACGGCGUCAGUGUGCGGCCGCCCGGUGAGGGUCAGUCACUCCAUGAGCUACCCGACCAUCCAGUGCGGCUCCAGUAAGGUGGUGUACAUCGGUCAGAUCCCCAGCAGUAAAUACUCCGACGACGCCAUCCUGAAACUGGCCGAGCCGUUCGGGAGAGUCAGGAAGUACUUCCUCAACCGGCUGAAGAGAGAGUGUUUCAUCGAGAUGGAGAAUGCAGAGGACGCAGAGAAAAUGGCCGACGACUGCAAAGCCAAUCCACCGAAGUUCAACGGAAAGCGUCUGACCGUCUACGUCAGCAGGAAGUACCGGCAGCUCAAACACGGACAUCGAUGUCCCAGCGCCACCAAGAGAGAUCACAGCGGCAGCACGUCUCCGACAGCCUCCAGACACCCCGAAGAACCUCCGGCCAAGAGAACGAAGGAGGAGGGGGAGGAGGAAGAGGAGGAGGGGGGAGUGCACGAGGAACAGGAGGAGAAAGAGGAGGAGGAGGAGGAGAAGGAGAAAGAGGAGGAGCUGCAGGGUGGUGCUGACAAGAGAGAAGAAAACUCAGAAGAGAAGAUUCCUGAAGUUCCUGAUCAGAACGAGGAGAGACAGGAGGAGAGACAGGAGGUCAAACAGGAGGAGAGACAGGAGGAGAUGGAGACGUCGACCAAUCAGAACGGACCGACGGAGCCCCCCCCGCUGGCUGAAACCAAACCCAGUGUGGCGUCUCUGCCGCUGCCCCCCCAUGACCCCGACACCCCCAUCGGCGUUGAACAUGUGAAGAUGGGUUAUUACUGCCGCGUCUGCUUCCUGUUUUACUCCAACGAAGAGACGGCCAAGAAGACGCACUGCAGCAGCCAGACGCACUACGACAAGCUGCAGAAAUAUCUGGAGAAGGAGCAGACCAAAGCAGAGAAGAAGAAAGGGAGGAAGACGACGGCGUGAAGACGACCUGACGAGUUCCUCCAAACUUUGAUGUUUUUCUAGUUUGUCGUUGAGUCGAACGCAGACGACGCAACCUUUGAACUCUCAGAGCCGUUGUCAUGGUGAUCACCCGAGGGUAAAGUGCGUCGUCUACGUUGGACUUCCUCAUGUUAGCUGCUAGCUGCUAGCUCAUGACACAAACAAACAUUUUUUAAGCUAAAAUAAUAAUCGGUUGCUUUUUGCUGGUUUUAUUGAUCGUCUGUGAUCAAUGAAUGAAUAACUUGUUUGGUCCGUAAAGUGUAAGAACAAAGUUUAUUAUUUAAAAAAGCACCUCAGUGAUUGAUCCAGUAUCAAUAUGGUUUCUGAUCAAUAAUCUGGUUUGGACUGAUGAGACAUCUUCAGACCUCCCAAUCAAUCAGAGCAGUUGAUUAUUGAUUGAAGCAGCAGUAAAGUGUCUGUUAGCACACGAUCAGUAUCUGCUGUGAAGUAUUGAUCACAGUAUUUAGUGUUGUGUGUUCGAUUAAAGGAACAGUUCAACAUAUUGUUAGCCUAGCUUAGCAUAAAGACUGGAAACCAAGGGAAACUGCUAGCCUAGCUCAAGUUCAACAACCAUCUCACCGAUGAACGAGUCUUCAUGACAAACGGCGUAUCCAUCCGCCAAGUGCUCUGAAAAAAUAGUUCUCACACCAAACAAGGUUAUAGUUUUGCAUUGGAACUAUUUCUUUACAAAGAAGUGUGUAUCCAUCCACCGAGUGACAAACUUGUUUGAUAAACAAUAGUUUGUUGUUUUUACAAAGAAGUCCGUCCGCUAAUUUCCACAGACGUUGUGGGCGGAUGGAUACACAGCUUUAAGAAAUGGUUCCAACGUGGUGACAAACAUCGUAUCCAUCCGCCAGCAGUUGGCGGAUGGAUACGCAGAAUAUGAUGAAGAAAAGUUAAUUUCCUAAAAUGUUGAGCUGUUCCUUUCAGUCUCUCCUCGUCCAGAACAAACAUUGUUGUUGUUGUUGUUUAUUUCUGAAUGUUUAUGUUGACGUUUUAUAAAUAAAUCAGCUUCCUGAAA